CGGAGCAGAGAGAGAGAGAGAGAGAGAGAGAGUGUGUGUGUGUCCCAAGUGCUCUGCGGGAAGAAGAAGAAGAAGAAGAAGAAGAAGAAGAAAAGUUAGACACACAUAUACAAUAUAUCUAUAUCUACAUCUAUAUCUAUAGCGAGAGAGAGAUGGCUGGAAAAUCUGGAGCAACUCCGACGACCUACUCGCCGUCGCCGACGACACAGAACAAGAAGAGACCUCCCAUUUUCAGCGACGUCGAUUGGGUUCGCUCCGACGCUCGUGGUUUCCACCAGUGCCGCCCUGCCUUUUUAAGGACUGGUGCAGUGAAUGCAGCAUCUGGAUCUGCUUAUGCAGAGUUUGGAAAUACCAAGGUCAUUGUGUCCGUAUUCGGGCCAAGGGAAAGUAAGAAAGCAAUGAUGUACAGUGAUGUAGGGCGGCUGAAUUGUAACGUCAGUUAUACAACUUUUGCUACCCCAGUUCGCGGACAGGGAUCAGACAACAAGGAGUUUUCCUCUAUUCUUCAUAAAGCUUUGGAAGGUGCCAUAAUACUGGAUUCUUUUCCUAAGACUACUGUGGAUGUUUUUGCAUUGGUGUUGGAAUCUGGUGGCUGUGAUCUUCCUGUGGUGAUUUCAUGUGCUAGUCUUGCUCUAGCAGAUGCAGGGAUUAUGAUGUAUGAUUUGGUUGCCUCAGUUUCUGUGUCUUGUCUUGGGAAGAACCUUGUCAUUGAUCCCAUUUCAGAAGAAGAACGCUACCAAGAUGGAAGUGUAAUGAUUAGUUGUAUGCCUUCUCGUAACGAGGUCACUCAGCUGACUGUUACAGGAGAAUGGUCGACCCCAAAGAUUCACGAGGCAAUGGAGCUAUGCCUUGAUGCUUGCUCUAAGCUAGGGAAGAUCAUGAGGUCAUGUUUGAAAGAAGCCACAUCUGCUUUGCAAGAAUAGGAAGAAAGUAUUUCCUUUAUAUUUUCUCUUCUAUGGUACAGAAUAUAGAGAUAGCUAUUUACUUUAUUUCCUUCAACCCAGGCCAAUAAAUUAUGCAAUUUUUUGACUUGGUUUGGCCUGAAUUUUGCCCCUUGUAAUCCAUGCAGUGAUCUUUCAUUUACUUGUUUCUCUUUGAAUUGUCAUGCACUUGAAGAAAAAGAACCAGCUAAACUCUUCCAUGGAACAAGGCUGAUUGUGUUAAAUGGAAUAUAUAUUACAGCCUGCAAAUUUAUGAUCAUA
Molecule: messenger RNA, 1202 nt
Organism: Camellia sinensis
Lineage: Eukaryota; Viridiplantae; Streptophyta; Magnoliopsida; Ericales; Theaceae
Gene: RRP41L
Product: 3'-5'-exoribonuclease family protein
Biological process (GO): U4 snRNA 3'-end processing; nuclear mRNA surveillance; rRNA catabolic process
Cellular component (GO): nucleolus; cytoplasmic exosome (RNase complex); nuclear exosome (RNase complex)
Molecular function (GO): RNA binding
Source: RefSeq, a predicted model, not a curated record